AUGCCUACCUGGUUCCUUCCUCCCGAUUUUACCUUCACAUCUGAAGGACCCAUCAAACUAGGUACCGUUCUAGAGCAUCCAUCACGACCAACUUUAGUUUUAGCGUCUCUCCCCAGCGACACUGGCAUCGUUCUCCCAGAAGAGAGCAUUAUUAUGGAGUCCAAUCAUUCUCACGAAAGAUCCACCUCCCGAUCAGGUUCACUGAAUGUUUGGACUAAAUUCCUCGAAAUGGCAUCGGCAUCUGUGAGCACCACGGCCGGCCAUAGCUUCGUUGAGAGCUAUAGCGCUGUUGAUCACGAAAUUCACUCUUUUACUGGACCAUUGACGGUCUCAACGGCAGCUGCAAUCACUGCGCUCCAUGAUGUUAAAAAAUAUAUCGAUAGCGGACUUUUUGGCAAGAAGUCAGUCUACAUAGUUACAGGCCUCCGCAUUGCAAAAGAUUCUUUUAAGGUGAUGAAAGAGGUAGCAAGUAACUUUAGCGGGGAGGUAUCAGGCUCAGCACUGCCUACUGGAGGUACUGCUCCUAUUGAAGCUGGCUCUGAUCUAAGUGGCUCUAGCGAGCGAAGGGUUACAGACUCGUACGAGACUGCUCCGGGUAUCGUUUUUGCCUAUCGUCUUUCGAUUAUUAGAACGAAGCGGGCGGGUGUUGAGGUGGAGCUUUUCAGCGAUAAAGGGGCUUUUCUAACCGGCGAUGGUACUCAUGCGGAACUUCCUCUUGUUGUAGUUGAGGCUACGAAGGAGGAGCUCGAGGAGGAUUUAGAAGAGCAGAUUAGCUUUGAGGCGUCGAUUGUGGGAGAAUAUGAAUACUGUAUCUCAUUCUAG
Molecule: messenger RNA, 822 nt
Organism: Talaromyces amestolkiae
Lineage: Eukaryota; Fungi; Ascomycota; Eurotiomycetes; Eurotiales; Trichocomaceae
Exons: 1
Coding region: 1-822 (273 amino acids)
Source: RefSeq, a predicted model, not a curated record